AUGAACUCGACAAGCCGCCAUCUUUCUUUAUAGCGAGUCAGUGGAGGGCAAAAAUAACAAUCAGUUGGGAAGAAUUAUUUCUGCAAAAUAGCACCAUUGAAACAAUUCCACAAGUCAAUUCCUUGGAAAUAAUAAGAGGGGCAAGUGGAGCGGAAUUCCAGAUAUUGCACACAUAUCUGACAUUAGACAUAGCAGUUUAGUAAGCGCUCGACUGGUGAAAGUGGUAAAUAUGGGCCGCUCUCGGAGCCGCAGCUCGUCUCGGUCCAAACACUCCAAAAGUAGCAAGCACAGUAAGAAACGGAGCCGGUCACGGUCCAGAGACAGGGAAAGAUCUAAGAAACGGUCCAAAUCCCGAGAAUCGAAAAGGAGCCGGCGCAGAGAUUCUCGAUCCCGUUCCCGGUCCAACACAGCUUCGUCCCGCAGAGACAGACCAGCCUCGCCGCCAGAGCGCAUCGACAUUUUCGGGAGGACACUGAGCAAGAGAAAUGCUUUAGACGAGAAGCAGAGGAAGGAGGAGGAGGAGAAAAAGGCAGAAAUGGAAAGACAAAGGAAGAUCCGGCAGCAGGAGAUUGAGGAGAAGCUGAUCGAGGAGGAGACAGCACGGCGGGUGGAGGAGCUUGUGGCCAAGCGAGUGGAGGAGGAGCUGGAGAAGAGGAAGGAUGAAAUUGAGAGGGAGGUGCUGCGGCGCGUUGAGGAGGCGAAACGCAUCAUGGAGCGGCAGCUGCUAGAGGAGCUGGAGAGGCAGCGGCAGGCUGAGUUGGCAGCACAGAAGGCCAGAGAGGAGGAAGAAAAAUCGAAACGGGAGGAGCUGGAAAAAAUCCUGGAAGAGAAUAACCGCAAGAUCGCUGAGGCUCAGGCCAAGCUGGCUGAAGAGCAGUUGCGUAUUGUGGAGGAGCAGAGAAAGAUUCACGAGGAGCGCAUGAAGCUGGAGCAGGACCGUCAGAGGCAGCAGAAGGAGGAGCAGAAAAUCAUCCUUGGCAAGGGCAAGUCUCGGCCCAAGCUGUCCUUCUCCCUCAAGGCCGCUGAAUGAGACUGCUCCCCCUUCACCCCCAUGCCAUUCUCUGCCCUCGUCCCUCUCCAGCUGUCUGACCCCACUCCUCCUCCUCUGUGGAACACACUUCGUUUUGGAAGUGCUGAAGACAGGCCAAGGACAGUGUGUUCACUCCCUCGUCCAGGCCCUGGUCCAGGCCCUUGUCCUGUCCCGGCCUUGACGAGGAGGCAGCUCUUCACCCUAAAAGGACCUGACUGCUCCCUGCAUCCUUCUGCUCCCUACCACACACACACAGAUGAAUGCUUUUUGUUUUUCCUUUUGUUUUUAGGGAAUUUGAACUUUUGAUGUAGAAUGCUAUGACCUGUCCCUUGCCCCAAGUCUUAACUUUGGUGUAACAGUGAGAAACUGUGCACCUGUGCUCUUCUUACAUGUCUUUACAGCCAGCAGACCACAAUAGAAAGCCAGUCCCUGACAUAGACUGUGUGUGGCUUUGUCUAGUUCAGCUUACUGUUGAAGCAUAUGCGCAGCCUGGGAGCUGGUGUGCAGUUUUCCUGUUUUCAUUUCUUGUAAAAAUAAGGUGUCUAAAGUGGCUGACACGCAGCAACAAAUCGCAGCACAGCCUUUAAAAGCACAAUUCACUUCCCGUCCAGCUGACAGGUUUGUGUCUUCCUUCUUCCCUCCUUCCACCGCCCAUAUGCUUAGCUACAGCUUGUUUUCUUUCUGCGUCAACUUUGUCUGCCAUGUGUCUAAUGUUUUUAGCAGCAUGUUGUCCUGAGAGGAGCCAUAAAGCUAGUAUCAGAUUCAGAGUCGCUGCAGUGCAGGUGAACUGAGCUUCGACUCCCAGGCUGCUCAUGACUAAACCACAGACCUUAAACAGGAUACCUGCCUGGCCUGUGAUAAGGGGGCCUGUGGGUAAUGGAGGACAGGGGGCAUUUCCUGUACAAUGUAAUGUUAUUAGCCUUGCUGUGGUGUGCUGACUCCACUUCCCCCCUCCCUAUGUUAAGGUUGUGUUAUAACAUGGAUCCACAAUUACAAAACACAAAGUUAAAGUAACGGUAACAGUUUGGUUUUAUCAGAUGUUUUGUGGAAAAAGGUAAAUUGUACAAAACAUCCAGUCAUACUUGUGUUGUAGUAAAUUGACAUGGCAAGGCACCUCACUUAUGGAUGGACAAGUUCAGGUAAGAUGAGGUUUGAGGUCAGUGCCGCGUGCGUGUGUGUGCAAGCGUGUGUAUGUGUGUGAGAGAGUGACUGGGCACCUGACCUCAUGUGGGUAUACCUUUUUGUUAUGUUGGAUUUUGAAUUUAACAAGUAAUUUCCCCCAUUGUCAAGGGAGUGAACAGUUCAAUAAAUCCACGGAAUGCUUA
Monopterus albus (swamp eel) is the source of this 2355-nucleotide messenger RNA. RefSeq names its product arginine and glutamate rich 1a (gene arglu1a). Bases 230 to 1030 code for a protein of 266 amino acids. Gene Ontology annotation, cellular component: nucleoplasm; mitochondrion. Gene Ontology annotation, molecular function: cadherin binding. The transcript has 4 exons. NCBI's taxonomy places the organism in Eukaryota, Metazoa, Chordata, Actinopteri, Synbranchiformes, Synbranchidae. The record is from RefSeq and is a predicted model, not a curated record.